CGCCAUUUUGAGGGGGAGGAGAAAUAGCAGUAGAGGCGGCAGAGGCUCAACGGCAUGGUGACUGGGCUUUGCCUCUCUUUCCGGCGUUGUGGGGCCAGGGCAGAAGAAUCCGCUAGGACCCUUCUCCCUCUUGCCUCUUCGGAAUGAGGCCUCAGCGCCAGCGCGGGACGGCCCCCGUUCUCCCCCGAGAGAGCCCAAGGAGAGGCCGAAGCCGAGACGAUGCCCGGGAAGCUGAAGGUGAAAAUCGUGGCCGGGCGCCAUUUGCCAGUGAUGGACCGCGCCAGUGACCUGACUGAUGCCUUCGUGGAGGUAAAGUUUGGUAAUACCACCUUUAAGACAGAUGUGUACCUCAAGUCACUCAACCCCCAGUGGAAUUCAGAAUGGUUUAAAUUUGAGGUGGAUGAUGAAGACCUACAAGAUGAGCCUCUGCAGAUCACAGUGCUGGACCACGACACAUACAGUGCCAAUGACGCCAUUGGCAAAGUGUACAUCGACAUCGACCCUUUACUGUACAGUGAAGCCGCCACAGUCAUCUCGGGAUGGUUUCCCAUUUACGACACUAUACAUGGUAUCCGUGGGGAAAUCAAUGUAGUUGUCAAAGUAGAUCUCUUCAAUGAUUUAAAUCGGUUUAGACAGUCAUCGUGUGGAGUGAAAUUCUUUUGCACAACAUCUAUUCCAAAGUGCUAUAGAGCUGUGAUAAUUCAUGGAUUUGUAGAAGAACUUGUUGUCAAUGAAGACCCAGAGUAUCAAUGGAUUGAUCGAAUUCGCACACCAAGGGCAUCAAAUGAGGCCAGACAGAGACUCAUUUCUUUAAUGUCAGGUGAAUUACAAAGGAAGAUUGGUUUGAAAGUCCUUGAAAUGAGAGGAAAUGCGGUGGUUGGGUACUUACAGUGUUUUGAUCUGGAGGGCGAGUCUGGGUUAGUGGUGCGAGCCAUAGGAACAGCGUGCACUCUGGAUAAAUUAAGUAGCCCAGCAGCAUUCCUUCCUGCAUGUAAUUCCCCAUCCAAAGAAAUGAAGGAGAUUCCCUUCAAUGAAGAUCCCAAUCCCAAUACUCACUCAUCAGGACCCUCAACCCCUCUGAAAAACCAAACUUAUUCCUUUUCACCUUCCAAGUCCUACAGUCGACAGUCCUCUUCUUCUGACACAGAUUUGAGUUUGACACCCAAAACUGCAUCUUCCCCACAGGGACCUAGGAUUUACCUGUGUCCCAGCUCCCCCUCUCUGUCUUGUGGUUCCCUUCAUCUUAAAAAGUCCUGUCUCCUCCUCUCGGAAUCUAACCUUGCCCCUCAUCAGUCUAGCCUUGUCAGCCCAGUUCUGAGGAAAAGUGUUUCUUUCAGUGAAGAGCUGUUCCUGGCUGCUUCUGGAAUGGGAAGUGGUAGUGCUGGAAAAGAAGGGGGGCCAUUUAAAGCCCUUUUGAGACAGCAGACUCAGUCGGCACUGGAGCAGAGGGAGUUUCCAUUUUUUACCUUAACGGCAUUUCCUGCCGGAUUUCUUGUGCACGUUGGAGGUGUUGUUAGUGCACGUUCGGUGAAGCUUUUGGAUCGUAUCCACAAUCCAGAUGAACCAGAAACUCGAGAUGCGUGGUGGGCAGAGAUAAGACAAGAAAUAAAAUCACAUGCUAAAGCAUUAGGCUGUCAUGCAGUAGUGGGCUACAGUGAAUCAACUAGCAUCUGUGAAGAGGUCUGUAUUUUAUCUGCAUCUGGGACGGCAGCUGUACUGAACCCUCGAUUUCUGCAGGAGGGCACCGUGGAGGGCUGUUUGGAACAAAGGCUUGAAGAAAAUUUGCCUGCUGGCUGUGGAUUUUGCCAUAUACCUUAUGAUGAACUGAAUAUGCCAUUUCCAGCUCAUCUCACAUAUUGCUGUAACUGCAGGAAACAAAAAGUUCCUGAUGUUCUCUUUACAACUAUAGAUCUCCCAACAGAUGCAGUCGUUAUUGGAAAAGGUUGUCUUAUUCAAGCAAGGUUAUGUCGCUUAAAAAAGAAGGCUCAAGCAGAAGCAAAUGCUACAGCUAUCAGUAAUCUCUUGCCAUUUAUGGAGUACGAAGUGCACACUCAGCUAAUGAAUAAACUAAAACUCAAAGGAAUGAACGCCUUGUUUGGGCUAAGAAUUCAGAUCACAGUGGGAGAAAAUAUGUUGAUGGGCUUAGCGUCUGCUACAGGGGUGUACUUGGCAGCUCUGCCCCCACCUGGUGGUAUUCAGAUUGCUGGGAAGACUCCAAAUGAUGGCACCUACGAACAGCACAUCUCUCACAUGCAGAAGAAGAUCAAUGACACGAUUGCCAAGAACAAAGAGUUAUAUGAAAUCAAUCCUCCUGAGCUAUCUGAAGAGAUUAUAGGAUCACCCAUCCCCGAACCUAGACAACGCUCAAGACUUUUACGAUCUCAGUCAGAGAGCUCUGAUGAAGUUACAGAAUUAGAUCUUUCACAUGGGAAAAAAGAUGCUUUUGUUUUGGAGAUUGAUGACACAGAUGCCAUGGAGGAUGUGCACUCUCUGCUGACGGAUGUUCCCCCUCCUUCAGGCUUUUAUAGUUGCAAUACAGAAAUCAUGCCUGGUAUAAAUAAUUGGACAUCUGAAAUACAGAUGUUCACAUCAGUAAGAGUAAUCAGAUUAAGCAGCCUUAACCUGACUAAUCAAGCUCUCAAUAAGAACUUUAAUGAUCUCUGCGAAAAUUUGCUCAAGAGCCUGUAUUUUAAACUUCGGUCUAUGAUCCCCUGCUGUCUUUGCCAUGUAAAUUUUACAGUAUCUCUGCCUGAAGAUGAAUUAAUUCAGGUUACAGUCACAGCAGUUGCCAUAACUUUUGACAAAAAUCAGGCUUUACAGACCACGAAAACACAUGUUGAAAAGUCUUUGCAAAGAGCCUCCACAGAUAAUGAAGAACUUCUACAGUUUCCAUUGGAACUCUGUUCAGAUUCACUUCCUUCUCAUCCUUUUCCACCAUCUAAAGAACACCUGGAGAGUGCAAGUUCUAACUCAGGUAUACCAGCUGCACAGAGAGCAACGUCAGUUGAUUACAGUUCCUUUGCAGACAGAUGCAGCAGCUGGAUAGAGCUCAUUAAACUGAAAGCUCAGACCAUAAGGCGCGGAUCAAUUAAGACAACUGUGACGGUUGAAAAAGCAAGUCCAAUGGGAGAAGGAAAUUUCCGGAAUCGUUCUGCUCCACCUUGUGCUAACUCCACAGUUGGGGUUGUUAAGAUGACACCGCUUUCUUUCAUUCCUGGAGCAAAAAUAACUAAGUAUCUUGGGAUAAUUAACAUGUUUUUUAUUCGGGAAACCACUUCUCUUCGUGAGGAAGGAGGAGUCAGUGGAUUUCUCCAUGCCUUUAUUGCGGAGGUGUUUGCAAUGGUGAGAGCUCACGUCGCAGCCUUAGGAGGCAAUGCUGUUGUGUCCUACAUAAUGAAGCAGUGUGUUUUCAUGGAGAAUCCAAAUAAAAACCAGGCACAGUGUCUCAUAAAUGUAAGUGGUGAUGCAGUGGUUUUUGUUCGUGAAUCUGACUUAGAAGUGGUACCAUCUCAGCAACCCACUGCCAACUGCCAGCCAUUAUGUACUGGAGGAGAAGUUACAACCUGAAGAGAAUUAGAAAGAGAGCUCAGCUGAAUGAAAUUCAUCUGUCUCCAUUGCUUUGUCGUUCGUUAGCUUUAUAGAAUUUUUUAAAUUGAAUUUAAUUUGAGGUAAAUAAGAAAGAAGGGAUACUUAUUGAAUAGAUGUGAUUUGUCUGGAAUCUCUUGGAGGCAUGAGAAUUUCCUAAUCCUGACUUUUCCUUUUUGCCUAGUUCAGACAGGCCCAUGGAAUCCUGACCUUUCCUUAAGUUAAGAUAGAGUUACAAGAGAACUGUAGCAAAGAUGUUGUAAGUUAUGGGUAAUUUAUUCUGAUUUUAAUAAAACCAUAAUUUAAAAGCUAAAAUGGAAAGAUUAUCAGGAAAAAAGAGUGAUCCUAGUAUAUUUUGGAAAAACUAAGAAAUUCAAAAGUUGCUGAUGAAGAAAUGGUCUGUUCAGAAAUGUGUGGGAACAGCAGAAAAAAGUUUUCGGAAAACCACCAUGUGAGUUUCCUAUGUGUUUUAUUUUGAUGAGGAAUUUGCUAACAACUGAAAAAGGAAAGUGCUUAAAUCAUUUUUUAAAAAGAAGCUAAAAUUCUACAGCUUACAUCCCUAAGGUUCUCAGUAAUUUAUCGGAGUUGGUGUCUUUUCAUUCAAAGUUAUAAUAAUCUCCGUAAAGAAAGAGGAAGAAAUAGAAUGUCGUACUGGUGACACUUGAGUUGAUAUUUAAUCUGUCUAGAAGAGGCUAGGCUUAAACUGGGAAGAAAAUAUCAGUGAGUUUUCUUGAAGUAGUAAAAAUACAGUAGGACCAUAAAAUUAUUUUCUAAUAAAAUUGUAUUAAACUCCUCCCUAAUUGAACAGAAUUUUACUAAGACCUUAGAGUUUUUCAGUGGUUAGAUUGUAUUUGGCAUAGGAUUUGGAAACGUAACUUGAAUGUAAAUAUGCUGCAAGUGUUGAAUGUACACAUAGAAAUACUUUCUCUGUCAAUGCCAAAUGCCUGUUGUAAAUGAACUUUAAAUAUUACAUUCCUCCUUUGCACAAUAAAAUUUCUUUAUAAAACUCA
This is a messenger RNA of Lepus europaeus (European hare), 4595 nucleotides long. It is a transcript of the gene C2CD5, whose product is annotated as C2 calcium dependent domain containing 5. The transcript is spliced from 28 exons. Gene Ontology annotation, molecular function: calcium ion binding; calcium-dependent phospholipid binding. The record is from RefSeq and is a predicted model, not a curated record. Bases 220 to 3567 code for a protein of 1115 amino acids. Gene Ontology annotation, biological process: positive regulation of protein targeting to membrane; positive regulation of D-glucose transmembrane transport; positive regulation of vesicle fusion. Gene Ontology annotation, cellular component: plasma membrane. NCBI's taxonomy places the organism in Eukaryota, Metazoa, Chordata, Mammalia, Lagomorpha, Leporidae.